GCGGAACAGUCGCGUGCACCGCUAGUGUGACUGCCUGGGUUUCAGUCAGGAAAAAAGACGAGAACUUGACUUGUUAGUUUGGAUGCAAAUUUGAAAUAACUGACAGAAAAGCGUACACGGGAUGUGAUUUAAGGAAUUACAAGUGCAAACUGCAAGAAAUCAUCAUGAAAAAUGAUAAAGACGGGAAAAACAUGCGACGCGUGACUGUUAAUCGCUUUGCUGAAGAGGCUCCCUCCUCAGGGAUGGCUAAGAAUGGAUACUUUUAUCAAGAGAUGGAGCAGAGGGAGAGAGAGGAGCCGGAGGACGGGAGCGAGGAACGUGAGGAGGGCCAGGACUCUCCCAUCCCAUCAGGAGAUGACAUUCAUCUCUACGGCACCCAGACACACCAAGGAGGGACAGAACCUGAUGUCCACGGCUGUGUUCUACUCAACACGUCUAGAAGGUACGUAAAGCUGAUGAACUUUGAAGAGGAGGUGCGGGCUCACAGGGAUCUGGAUGGCUUUCUGGAGAGGGCCUGCAUUCUGUUGCAUGAGGACGAGUCCUCUCUGGACGACGUGUUAAAGACGAUGCUCCGCCACGUCUCGCAGGAUCCUCACACUGCUGAACCCGCCUGCAACUUCGAGGAGAUCAUGAGCUCACUUUUCACAGAUGCUGGGUCGCAGGAGGUCAAUGACAGGUCGCCAAAUUUCAUUUUCUAUGACGACGUGCAUUUGUUGUCAGAGACGCUGCAGUGUGUGACGGCCACAGCCACAGGGAUUCAGUACCAGCAGUCCUGGCUUUGCAUACUCUGUAAUGUGAAGAACCUGCAAAGGCGGCACGUGUGCAUCUCUCGCCUGGAUCGUCCACAGAACUGGGGGGAAAAUUGCGCUGAAGUCCGUUAUGUUAUCCUCAUUCUGGCACCUUCUAAAAUGAAAAGCACUAAGACGGCGAUGGAGCUGGGCAGGACGUUCGCCAGCAUGUUCUCAGAUAUCUCCUUCAGACAAAAGCUGCUAGAGAGUAAGACUCAGGAGGAGUUUAAGGAGGCGCUGGUCAUCCAGAGGCACCACCUGACCGCCACCAAGCGUAAAGCUACGGCUGUGGAGGGCGAAGAGACAGACCCACACAGCCAAAAACCACUGAAGUCUGCAGAAUCUGUGUUCUCUCAUCUUCUGUCUCUCUCUCUGCUGUGCAGGGAGCCCUGUUGUAGAGAUUUCUUCAAAGUGGGCAGAGGAAUCUAUGAGGAUCUGUGUCGUCGCCUGCCUCUCUACCCAUCUGACUUCACUGAUGGACUAGUGGGUAAUAAUAAAGCCCUGGUGAAAUUCAUGACGACGUCCAUCUUUCUCUACAUUGCCGUGCUGCUUCCUGCAAUCGCCUUCGGCUCGCUCAAUGACGAGAGCACUCGUGGAGAGAUCGAUGUUCAGAAGACGAUCGUUGGACAGAGUAUAGGUGGAAUCAUCUACUCACUGUGUGCCGGUUCACCUCUGGUCAUUCCCUUGACCACAGCACCCAUCGCUAUUUUCAUCAGUGUGAUUAGGGGGAUCUGCGAUGAUUACGAGUUGGACUUUGCAGCGUUUUACGCAUGCAUCGGCCUAUGGAACAGCCUCUUUCUCAUCAUGGGAGGAGUCUUCAACCUCAGCCUGCUUGUGAAACUCUUUAAGAGGUCGAUAGAGGAGGUGAUAGCUUUGUUCAUUUCCAUUGCUUUUGUAGCAGAUGCAGUAAAGGGCACUGUCAAGAUUUUUCACGAGUACUACCACGCUCCCACCGUAGCCAAUGGGACUGCAGCAGAGUUGAGUCGCAUCAGUGAAAGUAUACAGUUAGGGGACCAAAACCUGACGGAGACCGUGCCGGCGUCCCUCCCAGAAUCCUUUAUUUUGUGCACACGCGCACGGCCACUUCUCUUUCUUCUCCUUAUGCUGGGUACACUGUGGGUGGGAUACACUCUCUACCAGUUCAGGAGGAGUCCGUUUCUGCAUGUGAAGAUGAGAGAGAUUUUGUCCGACUGUGCUCUGCCUAUCUCGGUGCUUGUCUUCUCUUAUGUGGGAUCAUACGUUUUCAACGACAUUGCCUUGCCGGUGUUUAACUUCCAUAGAGGUCCGGUGUUUCGAGUCGCCCCAUUCGAUAAGCUGUCCGGAGCGAGUGUCCUGAGCGCUAUGGGUCUGGGCUUCCUUCUGUUCCUCCUCAUCUUUAUUGACCAGAACAUCGUUGUGUCUCUCACAAACGCACCAGAGAACAGGUUACUGAAGGGCACAGCGUAUCACUGGGACCUGACACUGUCUGGCUUGAUUAAUAUUUUGAUGUCUGUGCUGGGAUUGCCGUGGAUGCACGCGGCGUUCCCUCACUCCACGCUGCACGUCAGACAGCUGGCCAUCGUGGAGGAGAGAGUCGAAGGAGGACACCUUUAUGAGACUAUAGUGAGUGUGAAGGAGACGCGGGUGACCUCGCUCGUGGCUAACAUUCUGAUAGGUGUGAGUGUAUUUCUGCUGCCGGUGCCCCUGCAGUGGAUUCCUAAGCCUGUGCUGUACGGGCUUUUCCUCUACAUCGCUCUCACCUCCAUCGAUGGCAAUCAAAUGUGCGACCGCAUGGCUCUGCUACUCAAAGAACAAACGUCCUAUCCACCCACUCACUACAUCCGCAAGGUGCCGCAGAGGAAAAUCCAUUAUUUCACUUUCCUUCAAAUGGUGCAGCUGAUUUUCCUGUGUACGUUUGGGAUGUACCCUCUACCGUAUAUGAAGAUGAUCUUUCCUCUGCUAAUGUUUAUCCUGAUACCCAUCAGGAACUGUCUACUGCCCAGGAUCAUUGAGGCUAAGUACCUGGACAUUAUGGAUGCACAGCGCAUGUGAACGCAUGCACACUAGCCUCUGAGCAAAGGACUCUGGGAAUUGUAUUUCUGAAAUGCAAAACUCUGGGAGGAAAACCAACUGAUUCUGGUGUUUAACAGCAGGCGUUCUGGUAAAGCACUGAAAGAGUAAGUGAAAGUGAGAACUUAAAAAAGAAGGAUAUUUGAAAGAGAGAGAGAGAAAGAGAGAGAGAGAGAGAGAUAAAGAGGGGAAACAAAAGCCUGUUCACAGAGUAGAAAGACAGACCGCCGUCUGACUGUUUGACUAAUAAACUUGGUCAGUCGCUGCUUCUGUCAUGAUCUGAAUUCUACACCAAAGUCCCCCUUUCUCUCUCUCUGGUCUAUUCUGAUGUAACCAUGCAUCACAAUAUGGAUAAAACACUCGUGUGUAUGAGACACCAUCACACAUCCUUUCGAAAAAAAUUUCAUAACAAAAUUACACGAGUGUUUGCUCCAUCUCUGAGCAUACAGUAUUGUGUUUUUGGCACAAACACAACUGGUUUUUCAACAUAAGACUGAAGUUUAUCUUCAGAGUCUGAAAUUUAUCUGUAGCAAUACCUCUUAAUGCUGAAUCUAAACACAUGCACACACAAACAAUCAAUCACUCACCACCUCUCAUACAUCAAGUUAUAAAGCUGUUUAUUAUACAUUUUCCAGUGCAGUUUGGUACAUAUCAGUAAUAAAGAAGUGAACAUGGACCAAAAGAAUACUCUCACCUUAUUAGGAAACUGUCUCUCAUAGCAAUACAGUGAAUUAUUAGAGGCUAUCAAUAUAUUUUGAGGUUUGGAUACCCACUGAUGUGUCGAGAAUGUAUCAUAAGCGCUGGUGUUUCAGGGAAAUGGAGAAAAAUAAACAGACCUUACUCACUGCUGAAUGACAUUUAAGCUUUGCACAUCACAGGACACCACAACUGUGUACCUUGCCCAGUCACACACACACAGGCAUGAAAAUAAACCCGAACACACGUAAGAAAUGCACUUACAUGCACACGUGCAGUAUUGUGACCGUCCAUUACAAUAUAUUCGAAAACAAAGAAGGCAUGCCUUUUAUAAGACAUCAGAACUAUUUGAUUUGUAUUACUAUUAUGUCAUUUGUUAUGUUAUUAUUAAAAGCAACUAGGUCAGAGUAAGUUAAAGUACCGUUAUAUCCCUUCAUUAUAGCCGUUUUCGAAUGUUUCUGAAUAAGAGCCUCUCGAGGGGGAGGCCGUGGCUACGCAAAUAGAAUUGGAGCUUAGAGAAAGAGAUAGAAAGAAAAAGGGGAAGGGUAAAUGUUGAAAGAAGAUAUAAAUGUAAACGCACAAAUAAAAAAGACGAGGUUGGAUAAAUCGUGUGAGCACCUGUGCACUUAAUCAUAGGCAAUAUAAGAUUAAAGAAAGCUGAUAGUUAGAUUGAACUGAUAUUUGUCACGAAAAGAGAGAGAGAGAGAGAGAGAGAUAGAUAAAAAGCACUAUUGGAAAAGUUCAUUUUCUCAUUUGCAUUAUAAGCAUAUAAAUUUUUCUCUUUAUCUUCCCUGUAACAGUAUCGUAAUUAUUCUCCUCGAAUCCUGACCUUUAGUGUAAAAACAACCUUGUUUCAGUAAUCCUAUUUGUCAUUGGACAUCUCUCAGUAUUUACUGUAAUAUUGAAGUAUUCAAUUUUUAUUUGUGAUCGCUCACACCUGGGUGAGAUAUAUUGACAAGUUAUGUUCUGUGCUGUUUAAUUAUUGUUUUGGAGUUUUUAUUUUCUAAUCAUGAAUGUAUAAUGUGUAGAUUUUUAUAUAGCAUAUAUAUAUAAAUAUAUAUAUAUAAAAACAUUGUCAAAUUGAUUUUGUCUAACAGAUAAGCUAAAUUUGUAAACUGCAAUAUGUAAAAACUAAGGUAAAUAAGAGAGAUGUUUAUUGGAAGGAUUGUGUGGGUUUAAUAGGGGUAUGCUAUACACUGAAAUCUAGGUCAUUUCAAGCUGAUUGCCAAAUAAAGAGAUAUAUUGAUACC
Misgurnus anguillicaudatus (oriental weatherfish) is the source of this 4783-nucleotide messenger RNA. RefSeq names its product solute carrier family 4 member 11 (gene slc4a11). Gene Ontology annotation, cellular component: basolateral plasma membrane; plasma membrane. The record is from RefSeq and is a predicted model, not a curated record. Lineage: Eukaryota; Metazoa; Chordata; Actinopteri; Cypriniformes; Cobitidae. Gene Ontology annotation, molecular function: solute:inorganic anion antiporter activity. Gene Ontology annotation, biological process: monoatomic ion homeostasis; transmembrane transport; monoatomic anion transport.